AUGCACUUGCGAGCGCUGCAAGGCAAAGAGAAGGCAUUGGGACCAGACCAUACAUCAACACUCGACACGGUCAACAACUUGGGCUUGCUCUACGUGAACCUGGGACGGCUUGACGAGGCGGAGAAGAUGUACUUGCGAGCGCUGCAAGGCUAUGAGAAGGCAUGGGGACCAGACCAUACAUUAACACUCAACACGUUCAACAACUUGGGUAACCUCUACGCGGACCUGGAACGGUUUGACGAGGCGGAGAAGAUGCACUUGCGAGCGCUGCAAGGCAAAGAGAAGGCAUGGGGACCAGACCAUACAUCAACACUUAACACCGUCAACAACUUGGGCAGCCUCUACAAAUCCCUAGGACGGCUUAACGAGGCGGAGAAGAUGUACUUGCGAGCGCUGCAAGGCUACGAGAAGGCAUUGGGACCCGACCAUACGUCAACACUCGGCAUGUUCAACAACUUGGGUAACCUCUACGCGGACCUGGAACGGCUUGACGAGGCGGAGAAGAUGCACUUGCGAACGCUGCAAGGCUAUGAGAAGGCAUUAGGACCAGACCAUACAUCAACACUUAACACCGUCAAUAACUUGGGCUUGCUCUAUGCGGAACUGGGACGGCUUGAUGAGGCGGAGAAGAUGUACUUGCGAGCGCUGCAAGGCUAUGAGAAGGCAUGGGGACCAGACCAUACAUUAACACUCAACACGGUUCAUAACUUGGGCUUGCUCUACGCGGACCUAGGACGGCUUGACAAGGCGGAGAAAAUGUACUUGCGAGCGCUGCAAGGCAGAGAGAAGGCAUGGGGACCAGACCAUACAUCAACACUUAACACGGUUAAUAGCUUGGGCGUCCUCUACAAAUCCCUAGGACGGCUUGGCGAGGCGGAGAAGAUGUACUUGCGAACGCUGCAAGGCUAUGAGAAGGCAUGGGGACCAGACCGUACAUUAACACUCAACACGGUCGAGAACUUGGGUAACCUCUACGCGGACCUGGGACGGCUUAACGAGGCGGAGAAGAUGCACUUGCGAGCGCUGCAAGGCAAAGAGAAGGCAUUAGGACCAGACCAUACAUCAACACUCGGCACGGUCAACAACUUGGGUAACCUCUACGCGGACCUGGGACGGCUUGAUGAGGCGGAGAAGAUGCACUUGCGAGCGCUGCAAGGCAAAGAGAAGGCAUUGGGACCAGACCAUACAUCAACACUCAGCACGGUCAACAACUUGGGUAACCUCUACGUGGACCUGGGACGGCUUGACGAGGCGGAGAAGAUGUACUUGCGAGCGCUGCAAGGCUAUGAGAAAGCACUUGGCCCAGAAGCAGUAAAGACGUAUAUACCAGCACUUAACGCAGCUCAGAAUAUGGCAGUUCUCUUCCAGCAGACUAGCAGAAUGCAGGAAGCAGAGGGUUUAUACGAACAGGCUCUCUUUGGUGUUGAAGUAGUUUUCGGGCGUACAAGCAAUAGGUACUGCAGUAUUGCUAGGAUCUUGGAUGCACUGCGCAGUAACAUCACGGUCUAG
Molecule: messenger RNA, 1509 nt
Organism: Mytilinidion resinicola
Lineage: Eukaryota; Fungi; Ascomycota; Dothideomycetes; Mytilinidiales; Mytilinidiaceae
Product: TPR-like protein
Exons: 2
Coding region: 1-1509 (502 amino acids)
Cellular component (GO): kinesin complex
Molecular function (GO): protein binding
Source: RefSeq, a predicted model, not a curated record